AUGGUGCUCAAAGAAGGGGACUGCGUCGCCAUCCGAAGGAGGACCUGGGGGCGAGGACGGAGAGGGCUAUGAGGGAGGUGCAGGAGGAGUUUGGCGAGGAUGAUGAGGAAGAGGAUGAAGACUUCGAAAUGAUUGAAAUGAGCGGGCAGCAGAACGAUGAGGACGAGGGCAGCGAGCGGGACGAUGAAAACGACGCCGAGUCAGAAGAUGAAGACGACGAGCCAAUACAGUCCGAGCCCACGAAAAAGAAGGGUUACCUUCCUGAGCAUCUGUUCGCAUCCGCAUUUUCGCAGCUUUCUUCAGAAGACGAGCCGAAAGCGAAAGCAAGGUCUAAGAAACGAGCUGCUUCGCCACCGACGAAGAGGCGGAAGCGCGUAAAGACCACAAUGAAGGGGAUCGUUGUCGGGUCGCGCGUCGUCCGCACCCUGCCAUCGCUUGCGGAUUGCCCAUCAACGAGGACACCAAAAGGCCUCGCACCUCCGCGCGCUCUGAACAAGUUCAUAGGCCGCAGGCUCAACGCGCGCGGUCACGCAAAAGACGCGAAGUUGCGUGGCUGGGAGCGGAGACCAGCGAAUGUAGGCGUCGUGAAGCGCAAUGGGCCUGCCGCCCAUUUUGUCCGGGACGAUUAA
Molecule: messenger RNA, 629 nt
Organism: Phanerochaete carnosa HHB-10118-sp
Lineage: Eukaryota; Fungi; Basidiomycota; Agaricomycetes; Polyporales; Phanerochaetaceae
Exons: 4
Coding region: 69-629 (186 amino acids)
Source: RefSeq, a predicted model, not a curated record